AUGUCACUAGAAAAUUUGUUAGAAGCUGAAGACCAUGAAGAGUUAUAUCAGCAAUUUAAUAAGAAAGACUUUGUUCAGACUGCUACAAAAUUAGAGCAAGUAAAAGAUGAAGUUGUAAUAUCAUCCUUAACUAGAAAGAAGCAGUUGAAUAUUUUAUAUAGUGUUCUUAAGAUUGUUUAUAAGAGGAUUGAUAAUG
Molecule: messenger RNA, 196 nt
Organism: Cetraspora pellucida
Lineage: Eukaryota; Fungi; Glomeromycota; Glomeromycetes; Diversisporales; Gigasporaceae
Source: the annotation of a GenBank genome assembly